GAAGCUUUGGAGAUGCGUGGGAACGUUACGUAUAGAGGUGCCUGAAAGUGAGAAAGACGCCGGGCAGCCCAAGGUAGGGGGGAUGAUUGACGGCAGACAGCCCCGCCCCUUUCCCCUCCAUUCCUUCCUCUCCUAGUGUAGGGAACUAUCUUUUGAGUGCGACAAGUUGUAGCGGGCACCGCUGUUUUCCUUUGGGGCACUUUUAUCUAGAAGCUGAGUUAGUUUCUUCCAAAAUGAGCCACUUCGCCCCCCUGGCCCGUCCUCCUGAAUAAGGAAGCAACCGCCAAGCAUCAGCGGAGCCCUGAUGAGCCUGGGCUGUGAAGCCGCUUAGCUGUCUCCCGGGACCCAGCUCCGGAGGAGCCGCAAGCAUGCACCCUGGGUUGUGGCUGCUCCUGGUUACGUUGUGCCUGACUGAGGAACUGGCAGGAGCCGGAGAGAAGAAGUCCUAUGGAAAGCCAUGUGGUGGCCAAGACUGCAGUGGAGGCUGUAAAUGCUUUCCUGAGAAAGGAGCCAGAGGGCGACCAGGGCCAAUCGGAAUUCAAGGUCCAACGGGUCCUCAAGGAUUUGCCGGCCCUAGUGGUUUAGCAGGGUUGAAAGGAGAAAUGGGCUCCCCAGGCCCCCUGGGACCAUAUGGACCAAAAGGAGAUAAGGGCCCCAUGGGAGUGCCUGGCUUUCUCGGCAUCAAUGGGAUUCCGGGUCACCCUGGACAGCCAGGGCCCAGAGGCCCACCUGGCCUGGAUGGUUGUAAUGGAACUCAAGGAGCUGUUGGAUAUCCAGGCCCUAAUGGCUAUCCUGGGCUUCUCGGACCACCUGGGCUUCCUGGUCAGAAAGGCUCUAAAGGUGAACCUGUCCUUGCCCAAGGUACUUUCAAAGGAAUGAAGGGGGAGCCUGGGCUUCCUGGACUGGAUGGAAUAAUUGGCCCUCCAGGAGCACCUGGGUCCCCAGGAGCUGUAGGACCCAUGGGACCACCAGGAUUGCAAGGUCCUCCAGGCCCUCCUGGCUUCCCUGGUCCUGAUGGGAAUAUGGGGUUAGGUUUCCAAGGAGAGAAAGGAGUCAAGGGGGAUGUUGGCCUCCCGGGCCCUGCAGGACCCCCACCAUCCACUGGGGAACUGGAAUUUAUGGGAUUUCCCAAAGGGAAGAAAGGAUCCAAGGGUGAACCAGGGCUUCCGGGUUUCCCAGGAAUAAGUGGCCCUCCAGGUCUCCCGGGACUUGGGACUGCUGGAGAAAAGGGAGAAAAGGGAAUCCCUGGUUUGCCAGGACCAAGGGGUCCCAUGGGUUUAGAAAGACUCCAAGGCCCUCCAGGGAUUCAGGGCAAGAAGGGGUCCUCAGGUUUUCCUGGGCUUAAUGGACUCCCAGGAAUUAAGGGUGAAAAGGGUGGCAUUGGCCUGCCAGGCCCAGAUGUGUUCAUCGAUACAGAUGGUGCUGUAAUCUCAGGUUAUCCUGGAGAUCCCGGUAUGCCAGGUCUCCCAGGACUUAAAGGAGAUGAAGGCGUCCAGGGCCUGCCUGGCCCUUCUGGCAUCCCUGGCUUACCAGCUUUACCAGGUGUCCCAGGUGCUCUAGGCCCCCAGGGAGUUCCAGGUUUAAAGGGAGACCAAGGAAGCCCAGGCCGUACCACAGUUGGGACAGCUGGCCCCCCAGGCAGAGACGGUUUGCCAGGCCUACCAGGCCUACGAGGCCCACCUGGUCCAGCAUUUGAGACUGAAACCCUACAGAACACAGAGCCAGGGUUCCCUGGUCUCCGAGGAGAAAGAGGUCCAAAAGGAAACCCAGCCAAAGGCAUAAAAGGAGAUUUGGGCUUUUGUGCUUGUGACGGUGGGGUCCCUAACACUGGACCACCUGGGGAGCCAGGCAUGCCUGGGCCACCAGGUCUCAUAGGUCUUCCGGGCCUUAAAGGAACCAGAGGAGAUCCAGGCUCUGGGGGUGCACAGGGCCCAUCAGGGGCUCCAGGCUUAUUUGGGCCUCCAGGUCCUGCGGGCUCCAAAGGAGAUAAAGGGGAGCCAACUUUCAGUUCUGCAUCAGGGGUGCCAGGGGAGCAGGGUGAUCCUGGCCCCCAGGGGCUCCCUGGGGAGAUGGGAGCUCCAGGCAAGGAUGGAAUACCAGGUCUACCAGGUCUGCCAGGUCUUCCGGGUGACGGUGGACAGGGCUUCCCAGGUGAAAAGGGAUUACCAGGACUGCCUGGUGAAAGAGGCCACAGUGGCCUAACUGGCCCCCCAGGAAUUGGGCUGCCAGGAUCUCCUGGACCUCGUGGGCUUCCUGGAGAUAAAGGAAUAGAUGGAUUACCAGGGCAACAAGGCCUCCCUGGGCUUCCAGGAAUCACCUUGCCGUGUAUAAUUCCUGGGACAUAUGGUCUGUCUGGCUUACCAGGAGCUCCCGGAUUCCCAGGCCCUAAAGGGGCCCGUGGCCUCCCUGGGACCCCUGGUCAGCCUGGAUUGCGUGGGAAUAAAGGAGAGCCCGGAAGUCCAGGAUUAGUUCACCUUCCUGAAUUGCCAGGAUUUCCUGGACCUCGUGGGGAGAAGGGCUUGCCUGGGUUUCCUGGGCUCCCUGGAAAAGAUGGCUUGCCUGGGAAACUUGGCAGUCCGGGUUUACCUGGUCCCAAGGGAGCCCCAGGUGACAUCUUUGGUGCUGAGAAUGGUUCUCCGGGGGAGCAAGGCCUACAGGGAUUACCAGGGGACAGAGGACUUCCUGGAGACUCUGGCCUUCCAGGACCCAAGGGUUUGCUUGGAAAGUCGGGCCUGCUAGGCCCCAAAGGUGAACAGGGCAGCCCUGGAACACCAGGCCACAUGGGAGAGCCAGGGCCCCCAGGGCCUGAUGGUCUAUACAGCAGCAUCAAGGGCAAGCCCGGGCUCCCUGGAGUGCCAGGCUUUCCAGGCCCUUCAGGACAUCCUGGAAAGAAAGGUUUAAGAGGCGAGACAGGUUCCCCUGCAUCAGCUGGAAAGAGAGGCCUGCCAGGGCUGAAAGGCCUUCCAGGAUCUCCAGGGCUGAUUGGCUUCUUGGGGAGCUCAGGCUUGCCAGGGAACACUGGGUUGCCAGGCCUGCCAGGUCCAAAGGGUGAAAAGGGGUCUGUUGGGCUGGUAGGUUUUCCAGGGAUGCCAGGUCUCCCUGGUAUUCCUGGCACGAGUGGAACAAAGGGAAUUUCUGGGUCAGCUGGAAGAGUGGGACCAUCUGGACAGGCUGGCCAUGCUGGUGAAAAAGGAGACAGAGGCGAUCCAGGGCCAGCUGGAGUACCCAGUCCAAGACCUCCCAUGCUGAACCUCUGGUUCAAAGGAGACAAAGGCUCUAGAGGCUCAGCUGGAUUGGAUGGAUUUCCCGGGCCCAGAGGUGACAAAGGAGAGGCCGGUCCCCUGGGGUCACCAGGCUUGCCUGGAGUUCCUGGCUUCCCCAGUACCAUCAAGGGGCUUAUUGGGAGGGCAGGCCUCCCUGGCUCCAUAGGACUCCGGGGCUUACCCGGCCUGAAGGGGUCCCCUGGAAUCACAGGCUUCCCGGGAAUAGCAGGAGAAAGCGGUUCACAGGGUCUCAAUGGAGCUCCUGGACUCCCAGGAGCAUCUGGUCUCCCAGGUUCAAAAGGAGAUCAAGGUCAAACACUUGGAAUUUCUGGUAGCCCAGGACUCAAGGGGCAACCUGGGGAGUCUGGUUUUAAAGGCGUGCAAGGAACCAAUGGACUGGUUGGUGAUGUGGGUCUCCCAGGAAGCAAAGGGCAAGAUGGGAAAGUUGGUAUUUCUGGAGACCUCGGCCUUCCUGGCUCCCCAGGACUCCCCGGGAUUGCAGGCAUGAGAGGGAAUCCAGGGCUUCCGGGUUCUCCAGGCCAUCCAGGGGCAACUGGGACCCUUGGACCCCCUGGCCUAAUAGGAACCAAAGGUUUCCCUGGACUUCCUGGUUUACAUGGACUCAAUGGGCUUCCAGGAACCAAGGGAACACAUGGAACUCCAGGACCUAGUAUAAGUGGCGUGCCUGGGCCAGCGGGCCUGCCUGGCUCCAAAGGAGAGAAAGGAUCUCCAGGAACUGGUAUCGGAGCCCCAGGGAGGCCAGGCUCAAGAGGGCAAAAAGGUGGCCGAGGUUUCCCGGGUCUCCAGGGCCCUGCUGGUCUGCCUGGUGCCCCAGGCCUCUCCUUGCCUUCAAUCAUAGUAGGACAGCCUGGCGACCCUGGGCGACCAGGGCUAGAUGGAGACCAAGGCCGCCCGGGCCCCCCGGGGCCCCCGGGGCCCCCUGGGCCAUCCUCCAAUCAAGGUGACCCUGGAGACCCUGGCUUCCCUGGAGUUCCUGGCCCUCAAGGGCCCAAAGGAAUCCAAGGAAUUCCAGGUUUCUCCGGCCUCCCUGGAGAGCUAGGGCUAAAAGGCAUGAGAGGUGAGCCUGGCUUCAUGGGGAUUCCAGGCAAGGUUGGGCCACCUGGAGACCCAGGACUUCCCGGGAUGAAGGGGAAGACAGGGCCCCAAGGCUUUUCCGGACCCCAAGGUGCUCCUGGACAGACAACAAUUGCAGAAGCUGUCCAGGUUCCUCCUGGACCCAUGGGUCUACCGGGCAUCGAUGGCAUCCCUGGCCUCACGGGAGAUCCUGGGGUUCAAGGUCCUGUAGGCCUCCAAGGCUCCAAAGGUUUACCUGGCGUCCCUGGCAAAGAUGGUCUCAACGGAAUCCCCGGUCCGCCUGGGGCUCUUGGCGACCCUGGUCUCCCUGGACUGCAAGGCCCUCCAGGAUUUGAAGGAGCUCCAGGGAAGAAGGGUCCCUUCGGGAGGGCUGGAGUGCCUGGGCAGAGUGUGAGAGUGGGCUACACCUUGGUGAAGCACAGCCAGUCAGAACAGCUGCCCCUGUGCCCUGCCGGGAUGAGCCAGCUGUGGGUGGGUUACAGCUUGCUGUUCGUGGAGGGCCAGGAGAAAGCCCACAACCAGGAUCUGGGCUUUGCUGGCUCCUGCCUGCCCCGCUUUAGCACCAUGCCCUUCAUCUACUGCAACAUCAACGAAGUGUGCCACUACGCCAGACGCAAUGAUAAAUCCUACUGGCUCUCCACCACCGCCCCCAUUCCCAUGAUGCCCGUCGGCCAGGCCCAGAUCCCCCAGUACAUCAGCCGUUGUUCGGUGUGCGAGGCGCCCUCACAGGCCAUUGCCGUGCACAGCCAGGACAUCACCAUCCCGCAGUGCCCCCUGGGCUGGCACAGCCUCUGGAUUGGGUACUCCUUCCUCAUGCACACUGCCGCUGGUGCCGAGGGCGGCGGCCAGUCCCUGGUCUCACCGGGCUCCUGCCUGGAGGAUUUCCGUGCUACUCCUUUCAUCGAGUGCAGUGGGGCCCGGGGCACCUGCCACUACUUCGCCAACAAGUACAGUUUCUGGCUGACAACCGUGGAAGAGAGGCAGCAGUUCCGGGAAGAACCAGUCUCUGAAACGCUCAAGGCUGGGCAGCUCCACACCCGAGUCAGCCGCUGCCAGGUGUGUAUGAGAAGCCUAUAGGAGGGGGCACCUGCCACCCUGUCCCCUGCUCUGCCCUCCAUCACACAAUAGGUCACCUCACAAACCCAAACAAGCUGAAGAAAGAAGGCCUAAAGGCCCUCUUGCUCAUCCGUCAAGUUGUACAUUGGAGUCUUCCGGGGGCUGCAAUACUGGCCACCGACCACCCCGACCCUCAGGCCCGGCCGGUGAGCUCCCCCUACUGAGGUCUGGUGUCCCACUUCAGUCAACCUGGUGCUACCAUUUGAUUCGGAUGUUCGCGUGGUUAUUCAUGGCUACCUCAGAAAGACCUGCGGGGCUACUGCUUUCUUAGACUGCUAGCUCUCCCAUCGCCUUGAUCAGAAAGCCCUUCGUGACAGCUGACAAGUCAUUUCUUUAUGUCCAGAGAUCACCACACAUUUAUUUGGCUUAAACCAGAACCUGGUGUUUCCACAUUCAGAAGGAAAAUUCUCUAAGCAUUCGUGGAUGGCUCCAGCCUGCAUGAGACAAGCUCUCUCUCUUUAAGGGGAUCCACCGUGUCUAGUCAGGUGGCAGAAGACCUGGAACAGGGUGCCAGUAGCCCGGGGGGAACUAUGAUUCCUUCAAGAGUGAGCACUACUGGGCCCCAGAGUGCUUAAGGAGGGGCUUGUUAACUUCAUAUAGCCCCAGACAAAUCACUUCCUCCUUGCUGGCUCCCUCCCCAGCCAGAGACCUAGGACUUGGCCUCAUCCAGAGUAGAGCAGAGGAUGCACCAGAUGCAGCCGGGCCAGUCCAUAAAGGGAAAUGAGAACCACAACCUUUUCUCCCAGGCUGGGGGCAGUAGAGAGGUGGAUGGGUAAGGAGGUGUGAAUUUUGCUUUUGACUCCAGGAACAAAAAAGGCAAAGCCCUUGUCUCAGUUGCUCAGAAGUCCCUGCUUUAUUCCAAAUGCCAUCCAGAUGUGUUCAGUGUGUCAAAUUGAAGCUGCAGUGUGUUGGGUCCUUUGUGUUCUGAGGCUGUUGUUAGAGACUUCCCAUUAAAAUGUCCAUCCAACUGCCCUUUCACAGGUAGCCUGUUAAACUAUUUUAAGACGUUUGUAAACCUCAUAAAAAUCUAGUAUACUCCUCUCUUUAGCAGUUGGCAGACCUAAAGCAAGUGUGAGUUGACUAUAGAGGGUAUUGUAUUCUGUUCAGGGGGAUGUGUUUUAACCAUUUCCUCCGAUUAUCAAUUUUCCAGAAUACUUAGCUAUGUUAACAUGAGACGAUUCCUUCCAGGUGAUUCUGUUUCCUUAAAUAUUAUGUAAACUGUACCAACACAAAGUAUAAUUAAUAUAAUCUGAAUUUUUGUUGCCUUCACCUCCUGAGUAAUAAGCAUGAUGUCAGGUUUGUACAUUGCAAAUAAAAGGAAUCAAACAUCAA
Messenger RNA from Nyctereutes procyonoides (raccoon dog), 6806 nucleotides. It is a transcript of the gene COL4A6, whose product is annotated as collagen type IV alpha 6 chain. Gene Ontology annotation, cellular component: basement membrane; collagen trimer. NCBI's taxonomy places the organism in Eukaryota, Metazoa, Chordata, Mammalia, Carnivora, Canidae. Gene Ontology annotation, molecular function: extracellular matrix structural constituent. The record is from RefSeq and is a predicted model, not a curated record.